AUGGAAGCGACGGUGGCGAUUUCGGGCAUCACCUCACGACCUUUGGUUGCUCUGCGACGCUCUGGGGCCACCGUUUCGUACAGUUGCUCUCGCGGAUUGCUUCGUUAUCGUCCUCUCUCUUCUCCUCGCUUGAUCUUCAGUCCUGUUACUGGAACUUCCAGGAACACUCAUCGAGUCCAAGCAACGAUUUUACAAGACGAUGAAGAGAAAGUUGUUGUGGAGGAAUCGUUCAAAGCCGAGACAUUUCCUGGUAAAGAACCACUUGAGGAGCCAAAUACGAGCUCUUCAUCUAGUGCUCUAGAGGCUUGGAUCAUUAAGCUUGAGCAAGGAGUGAAUGUCUUCCUUACAGACUCGGUGAUCAAGAUACUUGACACAUUGUACCGUGACCGAACUUAUCCAAGGUUCUAUGUUCUUGAAACAAUUGCUAGAGUGCCUUAUUUUGCCUUUAUGUCAGUGCUACACAUGUAUGAGACUUUUGGUUGGUGGAGGAGAGCUGAUUAUUUGAAAGUACAUUUUGCUGAGAGCUGGAAUGAGAUGCACCAUUUGCUCAUAAUGGAAGAAUUGGGUGGAAACUCUUGGUGGUUUGAUCGUUUUCUGGCUCAGCACAUAGCAACUUUUUACUACUUCAUGACAGUGUUCUUGUAUAUCAUAAGUCCGAGAAUGGCUUAUCACUUUUCGGAAUGUGUGGAGAGUCAUGCAUUUGAGACUUAUGAUAAGUUUCUCAAGGCCAGUGGAGAGGAGUUGAAGAAAUCGCCAGCACCUGAUAUCGCAGUAAAAUACUAUACCGGAAGUGACUUGUACUUAUUUGAUGAGUUCCAAACAUCAAGAGCUCCCAAUACCCGAAGGCCAAAAAUAGAGAAUUUAUACGAUGUGUUUGUGAACAUAAGAGACGAUGAAGCAGAACACUGCAAGACAAUGAGGGCUUGCCAAACUCUGGGAAGUCUCCGUUCUCCACACUCCAUCUUAGAAGACGAAGAUUGUGAUGAACAAUCAGGCUGUGUUGUUCCUGAGGCUCAUUGUGAAGGUAUUGUAGAUUGCAUCAAGAAAUCCAUUACUAAUUAA
This is a messenger RNA of Microthlaspi erraticum, 1062 nucleotides long. Lineage: Eukaryota; Viridiplantae; Streptophyta; Magnoliopsida; Brassicales; Brassicaceae. The record is from the annotation of a GenBank genome assembly.